Cyprinus carpio (common carp) is the source of this 6061-nucleotide messenger RNA. RefSeq names its product microtubule associated protein 4 like (gene map4l). The record is from RefSeq and is a predicted model, not a curated record. NCBI's taxonomy places the organism in Eukaryota, Metazoa, Chordata, Actinopteri, Cypriniformes, Cyprinidae. Gene Ontology annotation, cellular component: neuron projection. Bases 589 to 2988 code for a protein of 799 amino acids. Gene Ontology annotation, molecular function: microtubule binding. Gene Ontology annotation, biological process: microtubule cytoskeleton organization; neuron projection development. The transcript has 12 exons.
CUUUAAUACAGUCUCAUAAAAACUCUCUAGAGAAUGAAAGGCACAGUACACAACAGAGGUCAUACUUCCAUCAACCUUGUACGUGAGCGACGGAGGAAUGUAAUGUUUAAGCUGAUUGCUCUAAAUGGGAUUGAUACUGAUGUUAAUGUGUUGAGUGAGGGACACAGCACCUGAGGACCUGGCAAUGAUAACAUCCUCUACUAAGGGUAAAGGUGCACGCUUGCGUCUGCUAGAACAUUCUGAGAACCAAACGAGACAAUGUGUGAGUGAGAGAGAGAGAAAGGGGUAUUUAUAAACACGCUGGAUGCUAAAAGCAAGGGUUUUCAGUGUGGAGCAUCCAAUAAGGACGCCGCUUGCGUGAUCACGUGAUUGAAGACUUGGAAGGAAUGUGCGGACAGAAUUAGGGUGAGAGAGAGAACGAGAGAGAGGAGGAGGAUUUGGGAGAGAGACGCAGAGUCAUCUCAGCCUCGGCAUUGAGGGAGGUUUAGAGACCAGCACUGUAGACUUACUCAUCUAAAUCAAUGCCGUUUACUGACAGAUAGACACCUUGAUAAAGAACAAAUAUUUAGAGAGACAAGGACUGUAAGGAUGUCAUCCCAGCGCUCAGAGUGCAGAGAUCUGUGCUCAGUGCCACCCUCCAUGCCAGGCUUGGCAUCGUCAACAGCUGCCCAGGGCUGGAACUGGCAGCAGGGGCAGCCAGGCGGUCUGCAACCCUCCAGACUGUUAGAGGACGACAAGCAGGACCUUUCCACCAAGUCGACAGCACUCAGCCAGGAGGCGGACCAACGGGUAACCAGUCACCAGAGCAGCAGGGGUGGGAAGAAUUUGGGCAGUGCAGCAGAAAGUCCCACAAGCGUCUCGUCCUCUCCAUCACCCCUGUCUCCAGGGAAAGACCUUUCUACCAAUGGGGUGACAUCAGGACCUUUACCGAGAAGUGGCGUCUUGACAUCCUCAGACAGCGAUUGGGAUCCACCUCCCAGCAUUUCGGAAACAGGCCUCGCGCCGAAUUAUUGCGUGAUCGGUGUGGUGAAUGACAGCUAUGUGGAGGGCAAAGUUGAGGGCAAAACGGAAACACGGCCACCCAUGUCACCCCCCGUGCAACAAAACCGAAUGGUCCAGCGCACAAUGUCAGACAGUACCCACCUGACAGUCCCUGCUAGCCUUCAGCUGCCGGAUAAAUAUCCAGGCAAGGAUGUGCCACCACCCCAGACCACCAUCAAAUACUUUACCGUAGAGGACAAACAGAGUCUUCUGCCAUCCAUGAGUAUCCCAUCAGCCCCUACUGCAAAGAAAGAACAGCCUGCUGGUGUGCCACAGAGUUCUGAAAGGAUACAGUUGCCGCCACAGCCAUCGGGAAGUGGAAAUGCUGUUUCAUCCCCUGACAUUCAGCCUAAAGUAAAAGAAGAUAAGACAGCCAAAGAGAAAAUGGAGAAGGUGGAAACUGCUCUGAAGAUGGAAAACAUCAACAUAACUGAGAAGCAAGACAAGCCUGAGAAAAUGGAGAAGAUUGAUCACCUGGACAAGAAAGAUGCAAUAACAAAGAAACCAGACAGUGUGGAUAAGACUCAGAAGAGUGAGCAAAUCAUCAAGGAUGAGAAGAAAAUUGAGAAAGAGGAAAAACAGGAUAAUAAAGCUGAGAAAACCGAGAAGGUUGAGAAAGUAGACAAACCUGAGAAGACAAACAAGGAGAAAGACGAGAAGAAAGACAAUGGAGAAAAAGUGGACAAGACAGCCAAAGCUGAGAAGAAUGCGACGGCUGCUAAAGGACCUGCUAAGUCUCCAACAGCUAAUGGGAGAAAGGAGGUGACCAGCCCAGAUAGUAAGGCCAAGCCUUCAGUUGGGUCAACCAAACAAAGCUCAGCAAGACCAAACUCGCUGUGCACUGGAGACAGUGCAGGUGCCACCAAACGCACCUCUCCCACCACCAACUCUGCCAAUAAAAAAAGCCCUAUGCCCAAGGCAACAACCCCUACUGCUGGUACCAAGAAAACCCCCACCACCACAUCUACUCUUGAGACUAAGGCCAAGUCUUCUGAGACAGCCACUCAGCGUCGCCCUCCAGUGCCAAAGGCUAAAACGGCAUCUGUUACGAAUUCUAAAAACGGCAUUACUAGCACCCCAACUACCACCUCUGCCCGACACUCCUCUGCUACAAAGACUGAAAACCAAGCAGGAGAGGUGAAAAAGACAAGUGCAAAGACAACACCAGUUAAAACAACUCCAAGAACAACUCGCACACUACCUUCUGCCACCAGCACAGCAGCCACCAAUGGGACCCCGACCCCUCGUCCCUCCCGCAUCACCAAACCCCCUGUACCCAAGCAGACUCCCCUAGAGAAGAAGCCUCCUGUACCUCGAGCCCCCCGAAAUGUCCGGCCCACCAAUGCACCACUGCCGGAUCUAAAAAACGUGCGCUCCAAGAUCGGUUCUACCGAUAACAUGAAGUACCAGCCUGGAGGAGGCAAGGUCUCUGCAGCCCAGGGCAAGACCGAUGCUCUGCCAAAGACCAGCCAGGGCAAAGUUCAGAUAGCCCACAAAAAGCUGGACUUCAGCCAUGUCACCUCCCGAUGUGGCUCCAAGGACAAUAUCAAGCAUGUUCCUGGUGGAGGAAAUGUUCAGAUUUUAAGUAAAAAGGUUGACUUGAGCAAAGUGACCUCUAAAUGUGGAUCCAAGGACAACAUAAAGCACAAGUCAGGUGGUGGUGAUGUGAAGAUUGAAUCCAAUAAGGUUAACGUCAAGGCCAAGGCCAAAGUGGGAUCAAUGGACAAUGUAGGCCAUGAACCAGGAGGUGGCAAUGGCAAGGCUGAGGGGGUUCAGCAGAAAUCUGAGGGAAGCCCAUCUCCCCCAGCAGUCUCUCCACCUGUGCAGGCAGGCAAUGGGGCAAAGGAGAACGGGCUGAAAGAGAACUCUUCUGCUCCCGUACCUUCUUUGGGAGAGGGGCCCCGGGACUCCCAGGGCUUAGACAAGCGCAUCCCUGGGGCAAAUUGAGUCCUACAAGCUGAACUUCUGCGAGAACGCAUGAGCUCGCACGGACCACGGCGCUAAAAUCAUCUCCUGGUCCUCCCUGAGUGGCAGCCACCCCCACCCACAUCGCAGCACCUCUCUCAGUGUUUCUCUGGGGUCCGCCAUGUCCUCACACUCAACCCAGCUUGUCCCAUUCACUCAGCUAUGAGAUGGGUGCAAACCAGUACACUAGAAGGAGAAGGACUCUGAUUUCAACACAGCCUGUCCCUUUAAAACCUAUCUUCUCAUUAGCUUCUUCUCUUGUUUACAGUUUUCAUAGUUUUUUCUUUGUUGGGAGAGCACCCAUGAGAUCAUGUUUUGGGAAAGAUCCAGGCUGUGGCUUAAUUUACAGCACUACUUUUCGAAUGCAGGGUUUGGUUUGAGGCUAGAUAUAGGAUAAAGUCUCCAGAUUGUUGGAGAUAGAGUUAUGGAUGCUCCACCUGCGUAGCUCUUAUUGUCAUCUUUGUUAAAUCCAUAACAUUUUGCCCAUAACACCAGAAUUUCCUUCUAAACCUCCUACGAGCCUGUGCUAUCCUUUAGACAGACCUAAAUUUAGAGGUAACACCCUCUUUUCUGUCUGUAUCUGGCAGUAGAUGUUCUCCAAUGGGAACCCCAGAACUCACUUGAGAUGUAGCUUAUUACGUCAUAUUAUGGCAGUUACGCUCCGUGUAUUGUUAGUAUAUGGGGCUGUCUUAAAUCCCAGUCAAAAGGGACGAAUCAGCCACCAUCCAUCCAUCUGCUCCCUUUGCUCGACUGACCCUGUCCACCUCACAUGAAUUAUAAACCCUGUUCUUCCAUCAGUAUUUAUAUGAGCACUUAAUCAUUUGAAACGUAUUGGUUGUUUAAACAAUAGCAUAUUUACAUCUUCAGUGAGUUUGCUGUAUCGUGUUUGCGUAAAUUCCUGUAACGAUGAGCUGUAUCAUUAUGAUGUCUAACCAUCUGAUUACAUUUUCCACUUUCCAUUUUUCUCAGCGCAUCUUGUGAACUAAUAGGACACAAAAACCCAUGACACACAUAAACUACAGCAUGAUACGGGAAGAGAAAAAGGAAGUGGCACGCAAACUAAACAGACAGGAUGGGAAGAAAUAUAGAUGAAUAAAGAAAUAUGUCAAAAAGUUAAAAUGGAAAUGUGUUUACACUCCUAGGUCAUGAUUAUUUGCUCAAAGGUCCAAAUCAUCCCCACUUUCAAUUAAGUAUUAUAUUUCCAGAUCCAAAAAGCAAACAACUUUUACACUGGACAUAUGAACCAGCAUGUGCAAGGGCCCAUUACAUUAACAGUAAAUGUAUUCUAACUAAGCAUUGCAAUACAAUCCAUUUCCCUAUUAUUUAUUCAGUGGCAAUUGAUAAAUUGUUGUUUAGAAAUUACUAUUUAAUCAAACAUAGUAGUAAAUGCUAUUUGGGUAAUUUUUUUUUUAUUUAUUUUUUACCAAGUGAUGUAUUAUUCACAAAGUAGUUGAAUAUCAUAGUUUUAAACUGUCUAAACCUACAAUUGUAGGGCUGCUUUUUGAAACUCUUGACUAGUGACACUGUUUAACAGUGAAUUUGUGGGCACUUUAUUGGUAGUAAUAUUAUUCUAGAUAUAUUUAGCUACACAAUGCCUGCAGAAAGUAACUGUUUUUGCUGUUGUUGCUUAAAAGGUUAUGUUUGUAUACAGGGUUUGAUUCACUACAUGUUGUGAAAUAUGUAUUUAACAUAUCGCGAUUUUUUCCUGGUAUUUUACUGUGACUUUAUGGUAGAUCGUUGAUGGUGGUAAUGUUGUAACAUCAAAGAAAAUCCCACAUAAAACUGAACAACAGAGACCAGGAAGUAAUAAAUUAUGCAAAUAUCCUAAUUAGCUGAUGAGCAUUUGAAAUGCACUUUAUGAUGGAUGUUUUAUACUACAAUGAGAGCGAUAAGAUUGAUUGAGCAUAUUUUCCUAAAUUGUAUCCCCUCAAAAACAGUCCCAGUUACUCAAAAAUGCAAAACGUGUACCUGUAUCUCACAGAGCAGUCUGUAAAUACAGUUUGUACAAGUGUGAGCAAGUGUGUUUAGUGUAGAGCAGCUGCGCUUGGCCAAACUGUCCUGUCUGUAGUUCCUUUUGUGAUUAGUGUGACUGUUCAGGGGCUAUGCCAGUAAACUUCAGUGUUGUACUCUUGAUACAGUGAUCAUAACCUUUCAUGCCUUCAGACAGCUCUAUUUUGUCAUUUCCAUAAUGAAUGAACACGCUCACAGUGUUGGUACACUUCUCACAUCCCCCGCACCAGUCCGCUCAACGCAGUUUUGUAAAUACACGUUUCACACUUUAUACCCCACAGGGGGGAAAACACUUCUUGAUUGGGUUGUAUAGAGAAGCAAAGUUAAGAUUUUGCAUCUAUGAAUAUUUCUGAGUGAGUCUGCCUUUCUUUUUAAAAAAAGGGCUGGCAAACAAGAAUGUUUUUAAAAUGUAUUGUAUUCAGGAAGCAAAGAAUAUAGAUUAUGUCUGUAACUUUUUCUCUUUGUCAUCACAGGUCACAUACUUAAUACAAUAUAAUCAAUAGGAGGAGGAGUGUGAUUGAUUUUGCCUAAGGAUGGAAAAACUCAAAGGACUCUGAGGAUGUCCUUCUGUGUAAAAAAAGGCGCAGCAUUCUGGUAAUGACUUGAGUAGCCUGACACAGGAUGCAGAAAGUGGGUCGAGAGUUUAGAGGUAAUCAGUAACCACAGGAACAAUGAUUCCUCCCACAAACUGCACCUGACACAUAGACCUUGAAUGUUGUUUGAAUAUCCAUGCCGCACAUCUGUAUGAGACUAACUGUAACUGGUAGACUUAUUGGCAUGCUUAAAACUAGAUAGAGCACUGGAAUUAGGCAGCAAAAGAGCCCCCUAGUGUGUCUGUUAGGACUCACAAUUUGUGUACUACCCAUAGAACACACCAAAAGAGCAUGCUGACAACAACGGACUACAGACACCAGUCCUAAAUUGGAUUUAAAGUCUCCCCCCUGGUUUAAGAUGAUUUUUUGGUAUGAAAGAGGUCAUUGUGAUUAAUUGUUAACUAGUGAUGUGGAUAUUUAAUCAUGAAUCAAUAAAAAAGAAACAAGCAAAA